UGAUACACUCAGUAUAGGAAAGGCUUUUGCAAUGAGAAUACCGUGCUUGGUACUGGUGGCCAUUUUGGCCCUGGUUUCUGGAGAACGCGUCCGUUUCGAUAACUACAGAGUUUAUGAUGUUGCAAUUGAAAAUGUAGAUCAGCUCCAGGUUAUGCAAUAUCUGGAACAGUAUCCAGAUGGGUACAGCUUUUGGGAAUCUCCAGUACAAACUGGUAUGAAAGUAAGCGUGAUGGUACCACCACAUAAGGUCGAAGAUUUCCAAGAUCUCUGUUCACGUAUGGAAAUGAAAGUGUCCCUGAAAAUGAAAAAUGUCCAGCGGUUGGUCGAUACGGAGCGGCCUGCCCGGAGAAAACGCGAAGGAUUUGGCUGGGAGGACUAUCACACCUUGGAAGAAAUGUAUGAGUGGAUCGAUGGAUUGGUGGAACAGUAUGGACACAUACUCUCGGUGGAAGUGAUUGGACACUCGUACGAAGGUCGAGAAGUGAAAGCGGUAAAGUUAUCUCACAAUGCGGGAAAUCCUGGAAUAUUCCUGGAGUCGAAUAUUCAUGCUCGUGAAUGGAUUACAUCGGCUACCACGACGUGGAUUUUGAACCAAUUGCUAACUUCGACAGAUCCGGCGAUUCAGGAGCUCGCCCAGAGCUACAAUUGGUACAUACUGCCUGUGGUGAAUCCCGAUGGUCUCCACUACACUAAGGAAACGAACCGGAUGUGGAGGAAAACACGAUUCCCACACAGUAUUCUAUGCUAUGGAGUUGACAUGAAUCGGAAUUUCCCACACCAUUGGAUGGAUGGCGGAGCAUCGAUGAACCCGUGCACGGAAACUUACGCUGGCCCGGAACCAGCGUCCGAGAUUGAAACGAAAAACAUCAUGAACUACUUCACAGAUAUCAAGGACAAAAUCCAUUUCUAUCUCUCGUUCCACUCCUACGGUCAACUUAUACUUCUACCGUUCGGUUAUCAGAAUGCCCAAAAGGUCGACCGUUUUGGCGAUUGGAUGGAGAUGGCUAAAGCAGCUACCACUGCGUUGUCCGGACGGUAUGGCACACAGUACCAGUAUGGGAAUACGGCGGACGUAUUGUACAUUGCAUCCGGAUCUACGCGAGACUGGGCACUUGGAACUUAUGAUGUUCCAAUCGCAGCAUCUUACGAAUUCCGUGACAAAGGAAACUAUGGAUUUAUACUCCCUGCUGAACAGAUCAUUCCCAAUUCUGAGGAAGUUCUGGACUCACUGGUUGCGUUUCUGGCCAAAGCACGCGAGCUGGACUAUUUCAAAGUUUAAAUAAAACCAUGACUCGUAA
This is a messenger RNA of Aedes albopictus (Asian tiger mosquito), 1298 nucleotides long. RefSeq names its product zinc carboxypeptidase. Gene Ontology annotation, molecular function: metallocarboxypeptidase activity; zinc ion binding. The transcript has 6 exons. Gene Ontology annotation, biological process: proteolysis. NCBI's taxonomy places the organism in Eukaryota, Metazoa, Arthropoda, Insecta, Diptera, Culicidae. Bases 32 to 1279 code for a protein of 415 amino acids. The record is from RefSeq and is a predicted model, not a curated record.